AUGUUUAAUCUGCUGCUCUUCACCUUGGUCCUUAUUAUAUACAUUGUGACAAUAUGUGGAAACUUUCUGAUCAUCAUGUUGGUAUAUUACAGCAAGACCCUUCAUUCCCCCAUGUACUUCUUCCUCUCCCAACUCUCUAUUUCUGACAUCAUGAUGAUCACAGAUAUUGCUCCUAACAUAUUAAAUAUUGUUCUACAUGAGAGGACCUCCAUAUCUUAUUUUGGUUGUAUCACUCAAUAUUAUGUCUUUGGUUCAACAGAAGGAUUUGAAUGUUUCCUUCUGACAGUGAUGUCCUAUGACCGCUAUCUAGCCAUUUGCUCUCCUCUGCAUUAUGUCUCCAUUAUGAAACAAACACUUUGCUUUAAACUAGUUCUUGCAUCCUGGAUUUUCAGCUGUUCUGUGGCAAUAAUACCAAUACUUGAAAUAAGUCAACUAGAAUUCUGUGGACCAGAUGUUAUUGACCACUUAUUUUGUGAUUUCUAUCCUCUUGUGGAACUUUCCUGCUCAGAUACAUCCAAAGUUCAAAUGGAAAUUACUGUGUUGUGCUUCCCUGUGCUAAUAUUACCCUUCCUAGUGAUAGUGGUUUCAUAUACUUACAUUGUUUUAACAAUAUUAAAGAUGUCCUCCUUUUCGGGAAGACUGAAAUCCUUUUCCACUUGUAGCUCCCAUCUCACCGUUGUGUUUAUAUUUUAUGGAACCCUAAUUGCUGUAUAUUUGAUUCCAAAGAAAGGACAAUCACAAAUGAUCAGUAAGAUCAUGUCCAUGUUGUAUACAGUGUUUACUCCCUUUGUAAACCCUUUCAUAUACAGCUUGAGGAAUAAAGAGAUCAAGGACAAUUUAAAGAUGUUAUAUAUAAACAAAAGGAUUUUUAUUCAAAACCUUUGGUACAAGUAAAAUUAUUCAGAUACAUCUGUAUGGUCAAAACCAUAUUCGCCAGAGUUCGCCCCCAUUUGCUACUAUACCAAAGAUACAUUGAUGAUCUUUUUUUCAUCUGGGAGGGGAGUUUGGACACAUUACAACAAUUAUUAGAGGAAUUGAACGAUAAUGGAAAUAAUAUCAAACUGACUAGUGAGUAUAGUCUGACCAAUAUACAACUUUCUUGACGUUGAUAUUUUCAGAAUAGGAAACAGGUUGGGAACUAAAGUAUUCUUUAAACCCACUGACUCUAACAGCUAUGUGCCCACUAGUAGUGGCCAUCAUCUGAUGUGGCUCAGGAACAUCCCGAAGGGGCAGCUAACUAGAGUUAAAAGGAAUUGCUCUGAGGAUAAAGAUUUUUUAUUGCAAGCUCAAAUUAUAAAGGAUAAAUUUACAGAGAAGGGAUAUCGAGAGGAGACGCUUGACUCCAUUAUCUCUGAAUUAUCCUCUGUACCCAGGGAAAAUCUACUCUGUGAAGUGAAUCGGCCCGUAACAAGUACUGAACGAGAGUGGAACUUUUUUUCGGGUUUCCACUCUCAAUAUAGAGAGGUUGAAGAGAUCUUUGCCAUUCACUGGCAUGUUCUUUUGAUGGACAAGGUUCUCUCUUCAGUUUGCCAUCUAAACCAGGUUUUGUGUAUCGGAGGGCCUCUAGCUUUGCGGACAAGAUAGUCUGUAAGGUUGUGGAUCCCCCUUCUAGUCCGUCUUCCUUCUGCGAUAGAGAUGUUUUUUAUGCUUGCAGAAGAUGU
Molecule: messenger RNA, 1661 nt
Organism: Rana temporaria (common frog)
Lineage: Eukaryota; Metazoa; Chordata; Amphibia; Anura; Ranidae
Product: olfactory receptor 484-like
Exons: 1
Coding region: 1-894 (297 amino acids)
Biological process (GO): G protein-coupled receptor signaling pathway
Cellular component (GO): membrane
Molecular function (GO): G protein-coupled receptor activity; olfactory receptor activity
Source: RefSeq, a predicted model, not a curated record